Messenger RNA from Anopheles coustani, 1746 nucleotides. It is a transcript of the gene Sfxn1-3, whose product is annotated as sideroflexin-1-3. Gene Ontology annotation, biological process: monoatomic ion transport; serine import into mitochondrion. The coding region runs from base 285 to 1253 and encodes 322 amino acids. Gene Ontology annotation, cellular component: mitochondrial inner membrane. NCBI's taxonomy places the organism in Eukaryota, Metazoa, Arthropoda, Insecta, Diptera, Culicidae. The record is from RefSeq and is a predicted model, not a curated record. Gene Ontology annotation, molecular function: monoatomic ion transmembrane transporter activity. The transcript has 5 exons.
UGCGUAGUGGUCACUUCGAGCAAAGUCCCAAACACUCGCGCUUAUCAGCGAGGAGACAGGCUUUAAAAAAAACAAAUCCAGCUUGAGACACACACGGCGGGAUCUGCGGUAAAGGCUCGUCAGUCUUUCCCGGCAAUACAGCGGAGGUGGAUGGUUUAGAGUGCUGUCGCAGUGCUUCAUCGUUGCAAAAGGGUAGCUGGAAAAGUGCAGCCUUCCUCCACCCCAACCCAUCGACCGAGCUUAUAUAAUCGAUAGUGUAGUACGUUUUCGUGCAAGCAUUCAUAAUGGCAACCGAAUUACCUCGAGUAAACCUGGAUGAGCCGCGCUACGACCAGAGUACCUACCUGAACCGUGCAAAGCACUUUCUUAUCGUCACCAACCCUCUGAAUGCGUUUGCCACCGAGGAACAGCUCGACCGAGCUGCUCGGAUCGUGCGCGACUAUCGGGCCGGCAAACCAGUACCGGAUGUGCGUAGCGUCGAUGAACUGUGGAGCGCCAAGUAUCUGUACGACAGUGCGUUCCACCCGGACACGGGCGAGAAGAUGUUGCUGGUGGGACGCAUGUCGGCCCAGGUGCCCAUGAACAUGACCAUCACCGGGUGCAUGAUGACGUUCUACAAGUCGACACCAGCCGUCAUCUUCUGGCAGUGGUUUAACCAGUCGUUCAACGCGGUGGUCAAUUACACGAACCGUUCCGGUGCGUCGCCGAUCAGCCAGGAGCAGUUGCUCACCUCGUACUGCAUGGCAACAGGUGGCGCCCUGGUGACUGCACUUUCGCUCAAUCGGCUCGUGCGGAAUGCGCCCCCACUUGUCGGACGUCUUGUGCCCCUCGCAGCCGUCGCCGCGGCCAAUUGCAUUAACAUUCCAUUGAUGCGUAUACAAGAAAUUAAAAACGGCGUUACCCUGUUGGACAAGGAUGGCAAGGAACUGGGUCAGUCGGUGCGUGCCGCUAAGGAAGGAAUUUCAGCCGUCACAUUCAGCCGCAUCCUGAUGGCAAUGCCAGGAAUGGUCUUCACACCUGUGCUGAUGAACACGCUGGAAAAGCGUGGCUUCCUACGCCGAUUCCCGUGGGCCAACGCUCCCAUCCAGACACUGUUCUGUGGUUUGUGUCUCACGUUCGCUACGCCACUCUGCUGCGCACUAUUCAGCCAGAAGGCCUCGAUCAGCGUGGAUAGCUUGGAAGAGGAUCUGCGUACGAAACUGCGUAAAGAGCGCCCUGAACUAGACAUCGUGUUCUACAACAAGGGUCUGUAAGGACCUAAGUAAUACGCAUGGAAGCACCCAUUUUCAGGUUGCUACGUGGCAUUUACAGAUGAGCUUGCAUGUAGUUUCACAUCUGUUUAGCUUAUACUCUUCCCCAGCCCUCGGGCCAAAGGGGGUAAUGCAACCUAUCGCUCACUACAGUACGUUCUCCACUUGCCAUAUCUUACCUGAACUUUGUUGAUAUGUUUAUAAGUUCAUUUAUUUCAUCUCAUUGCCCCCAUCCUGUUUACUCCUCGUGUUGUGCACGAAUGGGAUGCAUGUCAGACGCUCAAUUAAGCUAAAAAGACAAACUUAUCAAACGGAACUACACGCUGUCCAACAUGCGCGAAUGACAAUAACUGUUUUCUGGACACUGAACAAACUAUUCCCAGCACAAAAACGCCCAGAAUCGGGGCAGAAAUGCCCCAAUCUGAUGCGGGAGUCCAUACGUCGUAUACCUCAAAAUAAAAAUACUAUGCAGAAUAUCUCAUUAUAGAGAUCGAAU